This is a messenger RNA of Saprolegnia parasitica CBS 223.65, 1454 nucleotides long. RefSeq lists its product as hypothetical. NCBI's taxonomy places the organism in Eukaryota, Oomycota, Saprolegniomycetes, Saprolegniales, Saprolegniaceae. Gene Ontology annotation, molecular function: protein binding. The transcript is spliced from 6 exons. The coding region runs from base 23 to 1453 and encodes 476 amino acids. The record is from RefSeq and is a predicted model, not a curated record.
CGCCAUUUCGCCGCCGACGACGAUGGGCCUCGCGAGGCUCCAUGACGACUUCUUGGCGCAGAUCUGCGCUGCGUGCACCGUGGCCGACCUUGGCGCGCUUGUCGCCGUGAGCAAAAGCUUCGAGCGACUCUUCCGCCCGUACUUUAUCGACGCGUGCAAGCGCUACUGCUUCCUCGACUACCUCACGCCAUCGAUCGCCGCGUACCGCAUGGCCUCGCCCGUGCCUCGCACGUGGCCAGCGCUCUACAAGGCGUUCACGUCGUCGCGCCACAUGUCGUGGUCUGCAUGCGCGUCCGAGGUCAGCAGUGGCCUGCGCAAGCUCAAGGUCGACCCGACCGAGUACGCAGUCGACGGCGCCUACCUGCUUCGGUGUGGCGGUCAUUACCUCUUUAGCCUCUGGCAGAUACCACUCGCAUCGAUUCACAUCACUUCCUCAAACGACGACGACCCGCGCUUUGGAACCCUCGACAUGGCCACGUGGGAGAAGGUCCGCCCAGUUGGCGCCGGCCCGUGCCCACGACGCAACCACUCGAUCACGGCGCUGCCACCGCUUUUUGUCGCACGCUCGAUUGUCUGUGGCGACGACAACGAGUUUGCCAACCAGCACUGGCGCCGCCUCAUCGUCUUUGGUGGCCAAGCCGAGACGUAUCCGUUUCAGGCAUUUAACGAUCUCUACCUCUGCUGCCAGACCCGCGAUCGGGCGACCGGGAAGACCAAGGCGUACUGGGUCGAGCCCGAGACGACGGGUGUCCCGCCCUCGCCGCGCUCGAGCCAUGUGGCCACGGUGCUCGACCCAAUGACCGUGCUCUUCUCGGGCGGCAGCAGCGGCACGACUGCGAUUCCGAAUUUGGAAAUUUUUCUGUUGCAUCAAAUCGCACACGACUACGGCGACAUGGGGCUGGGUGCGUUUCGGUGGUCGCAGCCCACGGCCGAGAUGGUAUCACCCAUGGGACGCACGCUUCACGCGGUCUUGCAGCCCAACCGCGCCAAGCGCGAGCUCAUAAUCUUUGGCGGCAAGCAGAUCCGCGAGUCCAACGGCUUGUUCGACUGCCACUGCCUCACGUUUCUGGAUGCGAACCUGACCGAGAUGGCGUGGUCGAAGCCCACCCUCUGCGGUCCGCGACCGUCGGACCGCCGCGGGCACAGCACGACGCUGAUCGGGCAGCGGCAUUUGCUCGUCUUUGGCGGUCAAGACAGCGCGACGCACGAGCUCGAGAAUACAACGUACGAGUUGGACGCGAUGCAGCUGCGCUGGUCGACGCCGACGAUCCGUGGGCGUCCGCCAAGCCCGCGCCGUGGGCACAAGAUGCAGUUUUUUGGCUCGCGCAUGGUUGUGCAGAGCGGGUUCACGUGGAACGAGUGCCAUAGCGUGGCCAACACCAAGCUGCCCGAGACAGACGCCCACGUUCUCUCCUUUCUGCCAGUCGUAGAGAGUACGAGCUCGUUAACCUAAG